ACAGAUCAGCUCGGUCAGCAAUAACCACCCCUGCGGAAACUUUGAGUGCUUGGUUGUGAUACUCAUUUUUGCCCUCUACUGCAUUCCUGCAAAGCUGCACUGGAAAACUUCUAGUCAUGGAUGAUGAUGACAGCUCUUAUUUGGAUUUCCUUGAUCUGCUUAAUGAGACGUCUAACAUGACUGACCCAACUUAUGUCGUCAGUCAUACUGUUCAACUCUGCUCGAAGAAAACUGUGAACCAGUUUGGUGCCAGAUUUAUCCCAGUUUUCUACUACGUGAACUUCAUCCUCAGUUAUUUGGGCAAUGGACUUGUCCUCUUCAUCAUCUACAGGUAUGAGAAGUUAAACACGGUGACAAACAUCUUUCUCCUGAAUUUGGUUUUCUCAAACAUUCUGUUUGCCACAAGUCUUCCCUUUUGGGCAGCAUAUCACCUAAACGAAUGGAUUUUUGGCACAGCUCUGUGUAAGAUGGUCAGCAGUGCUUACUUCAUCGGUUUCUACAGCUCCAUCCUGUUCCUCACACUUAUGACUUUUGACCGAUACCUUGCAGUGGUGCAUGCAGUUGCAGCUGCCAAGAGCAGGAAGAAGGCUUAUGCCAUUGUUGCUUCUGUGGCAGUUUGGUGCAUUAGUAUUAUGGCAAGUGUAAAAGAACUGGUCCUCCAAAAUGUGUGGCAAAGUCCUAUGAACGGACUAAUGUGUGAGGAGUCAGGAUUUCAAGAGAGCACCAUGAAGAACUGGCGUCUUUUUAGCUAUUAUCAACAGUUUUUAGUGUUUUUCCUCCUUCCUCUUUUCAUGGUGAUGUUUUGCUACAUCAGCAUCACUAUCCGCAUCCUGUCCACUCGUAUGAAGGAGAAAUGCCGCGCCAUCAAGCUCAUAUUUGUCAUCAUCUUCACUUUCUUCACCUGCUGGACACCCUACAAUGUCGUCAUUCUCCUUCGUGCUAUUCAGAUCUCCAGCACCAGUGACGACGAAGUCCCAUGUGAGGACACAGACAGCCUGGACUAUGCACUGUACUUGACCCGUAACAUGGCCUACCUGUACAGUUGCAUUAGUCCUGUGUUUUACACAUUUGUGGGUAAAAAGUUCCAAAGCCACUUCAGAAGGCUAUUGGCAAAAAAGAUCCCGUGUCUGAAGACAAACAUCAGUCUCAGCAGCCAGAGCACCAGAACCACAUCUCAGAGGACGCCCCACUCUGCUUACGAGUAUUAGACACAGAAGAGCAGAGGACAGGAAGCAUUUUGCUCAAUUAAAACUAGUUGCUCACCCAUUAUUGCGUCAAAAUCUAGUAUUAAAACCUUUGUUAUUUCUGUUUAGCAAACUGUGGGAUUUAUUUGUUCAGGGAAUCUCCACACAGCAAACAUGGAAAAGCUAGCAUUAUAGCAUUGUGAGAGCAUUGUGAGAGGUGACUAAAAAUGUUGUGGACAGUUACUUUUAAGUAAUUCAUGAUUGUAUAGGCUGAAAAUAUGAUUUUCUUUGUUUUUUCCAUAGCUGAUGAUUUACGUAAUAAGCAGUUAACCAUCUGAUAAAUAUGCCAAUUAAACUAUUCUCUUGUAAUAUCUUUUAAUAAAUCUGUUCUCUUUUGAUAUCUUGUAAUAAAUCUGUUUUGGACAAA
This is a messenger RNA of Sphaeramia orbicularis (orbiculate cardinalfish), 1611 nucleotides long. It is a transcript of the gene ccr12a, whose product is annotated as chemokine (C-C motif) receptor 12a. The transcript is spliced from 2 exons. Bases 117 to 1208 code for a protein of 363 amino acids. Gene Ontology annotation, cellular component: external side of plasma membrane; membrane. Gene Ontology annotation, molecular function: C-C chemokine receptor activity; C-C chemokine binding. Gene Ontology annotation, biological process: cell chemotaxis; positive regulation of cytosolic calcium ion concentration; calcium-mediated signaling. The record is from RefSeq and is a predicted model, not a curated record. NCBI's taxonomy places the organism in Eukaryota, Metazoa, Chordata, Actinopteri, Kurtiformes, Apogonidae.